GGACACAAGGUACCAAGGUUCUGCUUCAUUGUCACUUUGGAGCCUAAUGUACUUGGUUUCAGUGUGAUUGGAUGGCUUCUCACAAAUCCCCAAAACAGAACAAGGUUUUACUAUAACAACUGUAUUUACUCUUUUUAGUUAAGGAAGCUACUACUCCAUCUCAACAGAAUUUGAAGACUCUUAUCAGAAUGUAUUGUGGAGAUUACACACAAGGAACAAUUCUUCCUGCUCCAAAUUUUAACCCUAUAAUGGAUGCCCAGGUGCUAGGAGGAGCUCUACAGGGAAUUAGUUGUGAGAAAGAUGUGUUGAUUGAAAUCCUAACUCAGCGUUGCAACUCCCAGCGGCUCAUGAUUGCUGAGGCAUACAGAGACAUGUAUGGCAGGGAUCUGAUAACAGACCUAAAAGAGAAUCUCUCUCAUCACUUUAAAGAAGUUAUGGUUGGCUUGAUGUAUCCACCUGCAUCCUAUGAUGCCCAUGAGCUUUGGCAUGCCUUGAAGGGAGUAGACACAGAAGAAAAAUGUCUAAUUGACAUAUUAGCCUCAAGAUCAAAUAUGGAGAUCUUUCAGAUGAAAGAAGCCUACCUAAUGCAAUAUAACACUGAUCUUCAACAAGAUAUUGAUUCUGAGACUUCAGGUCACUUCAGAGAUACACUCAUGAACCUUGCUCAGGGAACAAGGAUGGAAGGAUAUGCAGACCCUUCUACAGCUACUCAGGAUGCAAUGAUACUAUGGGAAGCAUGUCAGCAGAAGACAGGCGAACACAAAAACAUGCUGCAAAUGAUUCUCUGCAACCGGAGUCACCAGCAGCUGUGGAUGGUUUUCCAGGAGUUCCAAAAUAUCUCUGGACAAGACAUAGUAGAUGCCAUUAAUGAAUGUUACGAUGGAUACUUUCAAGAAUUACUGGUUGCAAUAGUUCUCUGCAUUCGUGACAAGCCUUCCUACUUUGCUUACAGGCUUUAUAAUGCAAUUCAUGACUUUGGUUUUCACAAUAAAACAGUUAUUAGGAUUCUCAUUGCCAGGAGUGAGAUAGACUUGAUGAACAUACGCCAGCGAUACAAAGAGAGAUAUGGGAAAUCACUCUUCCAUGACAUUAAACAUUUUGCUUCAGGGCAUUAUGAGAGUGCUUUACUUGCUAUCUGUGCUGGUGAUACAGAAGAUUAUUAAGAUGUACUCUGAAGGCUGUGCAAACCUAUUUGAAAUAGAAAUUGAAGCUGUGUGUAACUGAAUUUGAAGCUAACUGUAAGAGACCCCUAUUUAACAUAACAGAACAGCAAAAUCAGUAAUGUACAUUUGCUUAUAUUAAAUCUUUCUUGAGACAGGAAAAAAUGUUGGGAGGAACAUGGUUUUAUCCCUAGUUUUAAUUAAUAUUUCUGAUUUUAUGAUUAAUGUCAAUUAAUGAAGCAAGUGGUAAAAUGAUUCUGUGUAGACAUUUGUUUAUUGUUUAGUGUCACAACAUCACAAACAUUCAUCAACAGGCUCUGGAAGAAUUUAUUCACUUCCAUAUCAGAAAGAAGAAAAUACUUUGCUUUAUUUACUUUUAGCAAGAGGAUUUCUUCUUUUACAGAAUUUUUUCUUCUCUUUCCUACUUCUAUACCUCAUAUUUUAUGCUCUUGAACAUUAUUGUUUUAGUUACAACCAGACUAAGCAUCUGCCCCCAUCUAUUAACGCUAUCAGAGUGCUUUUGUAUUCUCUUUUACUUUGCUCACAUACUUAAUGGUCUUUCCCCUAUUCUGCUUGAAACAAAAGUAAAAAUUAGAAUCAUGCACUGGAAAACCAGGAAGACAAAGCACUAUUUAACUUUAAGCAGAGAAGUUCCAGAGGAUUAAAAUCUAAAUUCCAUUUUUACCCAUCUCAUUUUAACCAUUCAUUGACUAUCAGCGCAUGGAGGUAUAUCCAGGAUACCUUAGGUGGCACAAUUCGAGAAUUGACUACUCGUGGGUUAACACUGCACCUCGAGUGAGGCUGUGGGAUGCGGCGCUCCCUGGAACACCCCCAACAAUGACACAGCCCAACCUCGAGUCCUCGCCCCACGGACAAACGUGGCGCUACUUUAGAUACCUGGGGGCUGUUCAGGGCAUCCUAUUCGUGAGCCUUCCCAGCCUGGGUGCACGAACCUCCUGUCAGCCUCUCAGGGAAAGUGAGGGAAGGUGCGGGUGUGCAGUAAAAUAUCUCCGCGGCUUUUCUGCCGCUGCCGCAAGGUGUCCAGCUGGACACAGACCCCUGGAUGUUUUACAGAGGCGCUUUCUGCAGGCGCCCUCCGUGUGACUGAAUAAAGCACAAACACGUGGUUGUUUUUGUGCCGUUUGCACCUCAGCCUCUGGAAAUAACACUGUAAUUCCAGCGUACAGGGCUUCGUUGCAAAUAUGGACAUCGUGUUACAAAUAUGUUGAUUUUCAAUAAACUUUGUAUUUCUUUAGA
This is a messenger RNA of Taeniopygia guttata (zebra finch), 2417 nucleotides long. RefSeq names its product annexin A10 (gene ANXA10). The record is from RefSeq and is a predicted model, not a curated record. Gene Ontology annotation, molecular function: calcium ion binding; calcium-dependent phospholipid binding; phosphatidylserine binding. Lineage: Eukaryota; Metazoa; Chordata; Aves; Passeriformes; Estrildidae. Gene Ontology annotation, cellular component: plasma membrane; nucleus; vesicle membrane.